UUGACUCAGCAGCCCAUUGAACAAACGACCCCGCUCGUGUCAAAAAAAAUUUUAAACGUGUGGACGGCGUUUGUAUUUUCUUCUCCAAAGUCAUCAUAUUUUUUGUACGAGAAACUCCUUUUUCGAUCUCUUUAUUCCCUGUGGGGUGUAUAUAAACCCCUCCCGCUCAUUGGAUCAUCAAACAUAUUCCCCACUCUCCCCCCCCUUCUUCAGCUUCCCCUUCUCUCUCCUCCUACAGAACACCACCGCAUCUAAUUUUCGAGAGAAAGGAGAGAGAAUUCUAGAGAUAGGAAAGCGAAUUUGAGAUGGAACUGGGUAGAGAAAUCAUGGGUUCUGGUUUAAUUGAGAGAUCAGUGUUUCUGGGUUCAUCAAAAGUCCAUACAUUUUAUCAGAAAACAAACCAGUUAUUCUGGGUUAACUCGGUUUCGCAGAAAAGAAGGGUGGGAUUGAGGAGGAAAGCCGUGGAAGUAAAGCCGGUGGUGGCGGCGAUAAGUGAGAAUUUGGUGAGAGCGGUGGUGCCGGAAAAAGCCGUGAAGUACAAGGUCAGAGGGGUGGUGACUGUGAGGAAUAAGAACAAGGAGGAUUUGACAGAGACACUGUUCAAGCAUUUUGAUGCUUUAACUGACAAGAUUGGAAGGAAUGUGGUAUUGGAGCUUGUUAGCACUGAAAUUGAUCCAAAAAACAAAGCUCCAAAGAAAAGCAACCAAGCAGUGCUAAAGGACUGGUCAGAGAAAUCAAACCUCAAAACAGAGAGGGUAAAUUACAUAACCGAGUUCACGGUGGACUCCAAUUUUGGAAACCCAGGUGCAAUCACAGUUACAAACAAGCACCAAAAGGAGUUCUACUUGGAAAGCAUCACCAUCGAAGGAUUCGCAAGUGGUCCAGUGCAUUUCCCCUGCAAUUCGUGGGUCCAGUCUAGCAAAGAUCACCCUGCAAAGAGGAUAUUCUUCUCAAAUCAGCCAUAUCUGCCAAGCGAGACGCCAUCAGGAUUGAGAGCAUUGAGAGAGCAGGAGCUGAAAGAUUUGAGGGGUGAUGGGCAAGGAGUCAGGAAAUUAUCUGACCGGGUGUACGAUUUCGAUGUGUACAACGAUUUGGGAAAUCCCGACAGGGGGAUAGAUCUUGCUCGCCCGAAUCUCGGAGGUCAAAAGAUCCCUUACCCUAAGCGGUGUCGCACCGGACGUCUCCCAACCGAUACAGAUAUGCAUGCAGAGAGCCGUGUGGAGAAGCCACUGCCAAUGUACGUACCUAGGGACGAGCAAUUUGAGGAGUCAAAAAUGAAUUCAUUCUCUAAUGGAAGGUUAAAGGGCACUUUUCAUAACUUGUUACCCUCCAUAAAGGCUAACAUCUCGGCGAACAACCACGAUUUCAAGGGGUUUUCGGACAUCGAUAGCCUUUACAGUGAAGGUCUCCUCCUCAAACUAGGGCUUGAAGAUGACUUGUUGAAGAAAUUGCCAUUGCCUAAGGUGGUUGGCAAGAUCCAACAGUCCAGCCAAGGCGACCUUCUCAAAUACAACACCCCUAAGAUACUUUCCAAGGAUAGAUUUGCAUGGCUGAGAGAUGAUGAAUUUGGGCGACAAGCAAUAGCAGGGGUUAACCCUGUUACCAUAGAGAGGCUUGAGGUAUUCCCACCAGUGAGCAAACUUGAUCCACAAAUCUACGGUCCACAAGAAUCCGCACUCAAGGAAGAACACAUUCUGGGCCAUCUCAAUGGCAUGACUGUUCAACAGGCGCUGGAUGAAAAUAAGCUAUACAUAGUGGACUACCAUGACAUUUACCUUCCAUUUAUCGAUCGCAUAAAUGCCCUGGACGGCCGCAAAGCUUAUGCGACCCGCACAGUCUUUUUCUUGAGCCCAUUAGGCACUCUUAAGCCCGUAGCAAUCGAGCUUAGCCUGCCACUAGCCGGGCCCACUUCCCGUUCGAAGCGCGUCGUCACACCCCCCGUCGAUGCCACCACCAGCUGGAUAUGGCAGCUUGCCAAAGCCCACGUCUGCUCCAAUGACGCCGGCGUUCACCAGCUUGUCAACCACUGGUUGCGAACCCAUGCAACAAUGGAACCGUUCAUCUUGGCGGCGCACAGGCAAUUGAGUGCGAUGCACCCCAUAUUUAAGCUUCUGGACCCACACAUGAGAUACACGCUGGAGAUCAACGCUCUGGCCCGCCAAAGCCUGAUCAGCGCCGAUGGUGUCAUUGAGGCUUGCUUCACUCCCGGCCGCUACGGCAUGGAGAUGAGCGCCGCUGCUUACAAGAAUUUCUGGCGCUUUGAUCUGGAGGGCCUGCCUGCUGAUCUCAUCAGAAGGGGCAUUGCAGUACCAGACCCAAGCCAACCACAUGGACUAAAGCUCCUAAUCAAGGACUACCCAUACGCAUCGGACGGGCUAAUGAUCUGGUCCGCGAUCGAGAACUGGGUCCAAACCAACGUGACCCGUUACUACCCAGACUCGGCUCAAGUCUGCAACGACAAAGAGCUCCAAGCCUGGUACGCUGAGUCCAUCAACGUGGGCCACGCCGACCUCCGCCACGAGGCCUGGUGGCCCACACUUGCCACGCCCGACGAUCUCACCUCCAUUCUAACCACCAUCAUCUGGCUGGCUUCCGCCCAACACGCCGCCCUCAACUUCGGUCAGUACCCGUACGGCGGAUACGUGCCCAAUCGGCCUCCUCUAAUGCGCCGAUUAAUUCCCGAAGAAGGUGAUCCAGAAUACAAAAGUUUCGUGGCGGACCCACAGAAGUACUUUCUCUUGUCAUUGCCGAGUUUAUUGCAAGCGACCAAGUACAUGGCGGUGGUGGACGCGCUCUCGACUCACGCGCCCGAUGAGGAAUACAUCGGGGAGAGGAAUCACUCAUCCAUCUGGACGGGUGAUGCGGAGAUGGUGGAAGGGUUUUUCGGGUUCUCGGCGGAGAUCGGACGGGUGGAGAAAGAGAUUGAGAAAAGGAACAGUGAUUCAACGCUGAGGAAUAGGUGUGGGGCCGGGGUUUUACCGUAUGAGCUACUUGCGCCUAGUUCGGAGCCCGGGGUUACUUGUAGAGGUGUGCCCAAUAGUGUGUCAAUAUGAGCCCCAUUAGUUGGGUCGUAUUUUAUAGUGGUUUUAACUCUAAAUAGAGACUAGAGUUGAUAGAACUAGAGUCUCUAGUUCUUUUGGGCAUGAUAUAAUAGCUUAAUAAUGUAAAUCAGGGAUGCACAAUGAAUUGUGAACUCCAAUUAGAGUUGUAUAUCUAUGCAUAGAAAUAUAUAUAGAACUACUAGAAAUAUGGUGGGUGGGUCUAUUGACUCGACUAAAUUAAAUUUUAAUGAAGCUACUCUUUUCAUGCA
This is a messenger RNA of Rhododendron vialii, 3310 nucleotides long. RefSeq names its product linoleate 13S-lipoxygenase 3-1, chloroplastic-like. NCBI's taxonomy places the organism in Eukaryota, Viridiplantae, Streptophyta, Magnoliopsida, Ericales, Ericaceae. Gene Ontology annotation, biological process: lipid oxidation. Gene Ontology annotation, molecular function: protein binding; oxidoreductase activity, acting on single donors with incorporation of molecular oxygen, incorporation of two atoms of oxygen; metal ion binding. The record is from RefSeq and is a predicted model, not a curated record. The transcript is spliced from 8 exons. Bases 306 to 3053 code for a protein of 915 amino acids.